Molecule: messenger RNA, 1480 nt
Organism: Durusdinium trenchii
Lineage: Eukaryota; Dinophyceae; Suessiales; Symbiodiniaceae
Source: the annotation of a GenBank genome assembly
AAACGAAUUAGCUUUGGGAAGCUUUGUCAUCUCAUGGCUCCGAUUGACCCACAGAGCAGCGGGCUUUUGGCCUUGUUGGCAGCUGAUGCUGGGGGAAAGGCAAUAGAAGAGGCACUUCAGAUCUGCCACAGGAGCCCUCAGCUGGUCACAAAGUUCUUGAAGGGUGUUGCCCGGGAGCAGACCCAGGCAGCUGUCGAGAUCUUGGAUUUCCUGGUGGACCAGGACGUGGAAGUGAACACCUUUUACUUUAACUCCAUAAUUGGGAGCGCAGGUUGGGUGGAGGCAUUGAAUAUCAUGCAGCGAAUGCAAGCAAGUCAUAUAUCAUUCAGCCAAGUUACAUACGGUGCCGCAAUCAAGUCUUGCAGCAAAGCAAAUCAGUGGAUUCCAGCAUUGAGUUUGCUGGCUUCCAUGGAAACAUCAAUGAUGCCAAACGAGAUCGUGUUUAGUUCUGCCAUCAAAUCUUUCGAAGCAGAGGGACUGUGGCAAAAUGCGCUUUACUUGCUUUUGCGUAUGUCUCAGAUGACGCUACAAGCAGAUGUAGUCUGCACAAGUGCAGCUAUGGCAGCAAGCGUGGCAGCUGGCAGAUGGCAGGUAGCAUUGCAACUUUUUCAGGGAAUGUUGGACAAGGUUACCAUUGCUGGUGGUGUUGCUGUUUCGCAUCCGGAUGUCAUCAGCUUCAACACAUUGCUCACAGCAAUGGAGUUGAGUAGCUGGGAGUUGUGCCUUUCCGUUCUUCAAGAAGCAAACCAGCUGCUUGUAACACCCAAUAUGAUUAGUUUCAACAGCGCCAUAGGUGCUUGUGAUAGAGCUGGCAAGUGGGAAUGUGCAAUUGGCCUGAUGGAACAAGCAUCGCGUGCGAGGCUUAGAAAGAAUAUAAUCACGUGCAAUUCCUGUAUAAAUGCUUGUUUGCAGAGCUCCUGCUGGACGAUUUCUCUGCAACUAUUAUACACGGCAGCAUAUUGCAGAUUGAACCCUGACGUUGUCUCUUUUACUUCUGCACUAUCAGUAUGCUCGCGCGCGGGCUUCUGGCAAGUUGCAAUUUGCUUGUUCCAGGACAUGAAGAGGAACACCAUUACACCUAAUGAAGUAGCAUGUGGUGCUUUAAUGGUGGCCUUAAACGCGAAAUGGGAGAUGUCUCUUAACUUUUUGGAUGAAUUAUGGAGAUCCCGCACUCUGAACUCUGCUACUUGCAAUGCUGCAAUCAGCUCACUAAAGUGGGAGUGUGCUCUUCAGCUGUUGCAGAGAAUGAAGUCAGAGAAGCUCGCGGAUGAAAUCACUUGGAACACAGCUAUCAGUGUUUGUGGGCACUCUCAACAGUGGCAGUGGGCAUUGGAACUCCUGGCACACACUGAUGGUCCUGGCCUUGUCAGUUUCAACACUGCCAUUAGUGCCUGCGAAAAAGGCCCGCCUUUUUACAAAGUGGUUGCCGGUGAAUGACAGACUGUGACAGCUCCACAGAGAGUGCCAGAACCACUUGUGC